Saccostrea echinata is the source of this 4066-nucleotide messenger RNA. Its product is annotated as DENN domain-containing protein 1B-like. The record is from RefSeq and is a predicted model, not a curated record. Gene Ontology annotation, molecular function: guanyl-nucleotide exchange factor activity; phosphatidylinositol phosphate binding. The coding region runs from base 138 to 2954 and encodes 938 amino acids. Gene Ontology annotation, biological process: endocytic recycling; endocytosis. Gene Ontology annotation, cellular component: cytosol; intracellular membrane-bounded organelle. NCBI's taxonomy places the organism in Eukaryota, Metazoa, Mollusca, Bivalvia, Ostreida, Ostreidae. The transcript has 21 exons.
UGGCUGGUCACUUCCUGUCAAAACGGAUGAAAAUUGUUGUUUACAAAAAUAUCCUUUUUCAGCAUCGAUUUUUCAAGAAUUCUAAAAUGUAGCGAUGGACAACGGUAAAGAAAGUCAUUGGCCAAAGAUCUGGUGAAAUGGGUUCACGAUUAAGGGCAAACCCUGAGAGAAUAUUUGAAGUUUUCCUUGAAGUAGCCAAGCCUGACGGAGAUAAGGAUGGAAAGGGAACAUUUAUUGUCCAAAAGUAUCCUCCAACUUUUAAUGAUGAGGAUACCCUCAAGUCAGUACCCAGUUUUGCUUUCCCUUGUGAGACAGACAGGUAUACGACAACUGUGGACCACUUUACCUUUGUUUUGACUGACUUGGAAAGUAAAUACAAGUUCGGGUAUUGCCGCUAUGCCACGGGAGCUCAGACAUGUUUGUGCAUUGUCAGCUGCCUGCCUUGGUUCGAGGUGUUCUACAGCCUCCUCAAUCUGCUGGCAGAAAUGAUCAACCGAAGUGAAGACAAUGAUGUGACAAACCUCCUCCGGGCAGCAUACGCUAAUGGCGUCCCUUCUGCUAAUGUGCCAACCACUAUUGUGGCAGGACAAGAGGUUUGGAAAUUCACACCACCAGAUCUAGAAAAACUUCCAAGUAUUCCCACAAGUAGGAAUUUAACAGAGUAUUACAAUGCUGUGGAUACAGAGAAAAUGAUGAUUAUUUUUGCCAGCAUGCUUAAUGAGCGGCGUAUUUUGAUAACGUCCAAAAGACUGAAUCGGCUGACGGCUUGUGUGCAUGCUUCUGCAACUCUCCUUUACCCAAUGCACUGGCAACACUUAUUCAUUCCAGUUCUACCAGCUUUCCUUAUUGACUACCUCAGUGCACCAAUGCCAUAUUUAAUAGGAGCUCAUAAAUCAUUAGUAGAGAAAAUGAGGGACAGUGAACUAGGUGAUGCUGUCGUAGUGGAUGUUGAUGAGAAUAAAAUUAUAAAGAACUGUUUUAAUGAUUUGGAAGAACUGCCAUCAGAUAUUCAAUCCUACUUGAAGAAACAUCUAAAGAAGGACAAGAUUGCACAUACUAUGGCAACCUCUGGUGAUGCCAUUCCAAAAACCUUCCUUAUGGCCCUUGUCAAGUUAAUAGGAGGCUACAGGGAUGCUCUAAAGUUUCAUCCUGGAGAAGAGAUUACAUUUAAUCCUCAGGCUUUUGUACAGUCUAGACCAGAAAAUAUGCAACCAUUCCUAGAAAAAAUUCUUCAUCUACAAAUUUUUCAAGAAUUUAUCAAUGAGAGAUUGGACAUGUUAAACUGUGGAGAGGGGUUCACAGAUAUUUUUGAGAGAGAAGCCAUGACAAGAGCAGACAGACUGAAUACUCAAUCUCGCUACAAAGACUGGCUUCAUAAUGUCAAGUCGCAGGGUAAAAGAAUUCAGAGAGGAGGCAAAGAUGUCUGGGCAGACUUCAAGGAAAAGGCGGCUCCAACUGUUACCAAUGUGAUGGAUACUAUUCGAGACAGAACGAAGAAAAAUUUCUCAAACUUUAAAGAAAAAUUCACUGACCUUCAAAAAUCCAAGGAUGAAGGUAAAUCUUCCCGUUCACCUGGGGUCCGUCAACAUCGACCGAAAACCAUCAAUCUGGGACAAGAUCUGCAUGCCCAGCGACCUAUGAGGCCAGGGAAAUCUCCUGACACACAGUCUGUGAAGUCGUUAAAGGUCUUUGGAACUCAAGAAAGGAUGACUAAGUACAAGAUUAUUGAAGAGAAGGAGAAGACACAGGACGACUCCGGAAUGGAUUUACCUUACAACCGAGUUAGUAUCAAUCUGCUAGGUGACCCUGACAUCCAGAAUGCCCUGAAUAAAUCGGCCAGUGCUGAAGACCUUAUCUCCCCGCGGGGGUUGUCCUUGAUUGACAUGGCUGAGGAAUCUGAUUCCUCCUGCAAUAGUUCCCCUGCCCCCUCUUCUUUUCCCUCCCUUAUAGAAUUUGAUUCCCACAGUAUUGGAUCCACAGGCACUCAGGAUAGCUUCAGUGCUCUCCCCUUGGCUGAUGGGUCAGACUCUCAAAGCAAUACAUCAGACUUUGAAAAUCCAGGCUCUCGUCCAGUGGCACCUCCAAGACGAAGGAAAAUGGAGAGGAAUAAGAACGAAAAUCUGGUUGUGAAGGAUCGGAUAAUAGGUGCUAAACCCAGGCCUGCACCUAGGAAAAGUCUUACAGACGAAGUGAAAGUAGAUGCUGAACAAGUUAAAACUGAAAGUGAAACAAAGCCAGUGGAAGUGGUGUCAAAGCCCCUGAUUCAGUUAGAUUCAGUGGAUGAUGAUUUCGAUCCAUUCUCUUCACCUAGAUCACAAACUGUUGGAACAGUAGAGACCCUGCGGGAGAAAAGUGAAGGAUCACCAUUGCUUCUUAGGAGAGCAGAUGCUUUUAAGAAACAGAAUGGCAGAACACCAAGAGACAUUUCCUCUGAAAGGAAAACUGUGAACAGUGUGACACAACCAAAGAAGGGACUGGAUGGCAUUGAAACAUUUGAUCCAUUAAGUAACACUUCUUCAGAACAAACAGAAGCCAAGGAAGAGCCCAGGAAAAGUGUGCAUGAACUUAUGCAAGCAUGGGAACUAAAUAACUUACCUAUAUCCCAAAACCAAUCCCAUCCUGGAGUGAAACCUUCUAUUGCACAAAAACCACCACAUUUAGGCUUUCCCUGCCCUCCCCAUUUCACUUCUAGUCACCAUCAACCCCUCUCUAGACUAAGUAAUUUUUCCCCACACAAAAUUCAACAAGCCUCUGUAGAAAUAUCAGGCCAUAGACUUGCCCAUCCCUCUGUGCAUUCUUCUGUGGCUUCCUCUCAGCGUACCAGUGGUAGCUCUGUGGCGAGCUCCACCGCGUCAGCUGACCGAUCAUCAGAUCCAUUCACAGACUUACUAGAACAGUCACUUAAAAGUGGGGGAAGUCCCUCUCCACAGAAAAAAUGGGAGACUUUUGAAUAACUGUGUUUUGGAUGGGUAACUGAGGAAGUUUAUAGUGGUAUUGUGUGCCAGUAAUGUGUUGGGAUCCCGUAGUAUUCGUGUAGUUUUGUUAAUUACACUAUCUAUGAAUGAUAAUGGUACUCCAUUAUUUUGCUUGUCUACCAUUAUCGACUAUGAAUGGUUCAAGAAUGAAGUGUUUGCUAAGCACUACAUAUUUAUAAAUAUAUAUUUUUGUUUCAAAGAUUUUUAGAAUUUUAACUUAAGAGUGAAUUGUGAGUUAAAUCAUGAACAGUUCGGUUAUGACAGUGUCAAAGAAACUAAAUCAAAAUGUUGAUAUUUUGUUAAAAAAAUAUUACAAUGUACUAACUUUACAUAUUCUAGUACCUUAUCUGCAAUUAUUAUAAAUUAACAAACCAAAUUGUAUUUAUUUGCAUCUUUUAAUAAUAAUAGUGUUAAAUAAAACAUUCCAAAUUAAGAUGAGAAACAUUUCAGAUAGUCAUUUUAAUUUUUUGGGAACGGAACUUAGCAGACUUUUGACCUCAGUUGUGAAACCUCUGCAGCCAGACUGUAAAUUUUAAAUGUUCUACCAAUUAAGUAUUAUAAAAUUUCAUGCAGUUUAAAGACAACAUACAUAUUUCCACCUUCUUGUCUCUCUGUAAUAGAAUUUUGCUCAGAUGAAAGGGAUAUACCAGUAAUGAAUAGAGAUGAGCUACAUAUAUAUACCUGUACAGGUGGAGCACUGAGCCACAAAUAAAUAUCGAUAAAACUGAUAAUUUAAAAAAAAAAAAAAAACAUGCAAAGGUCAGAUCUAAACAAAUUAUUUAAAAAGACAUUUCAUUAUUAGUGAAUACUGAAAAUUAAACUUAAUCAGGUUUUAAUCAGUACACCUAAAACCUAAUAUUCCAUUUCAUAGUGUUAAUGUAACAAACCUUUGACUAUUUCCAAUCUGUAUUGCUUGAAAAGUAUUUUUUAUUAUUAUAUGUGAUAAUCAUGCCCACACAAGUUUUGUCAGUAUGCAGGAUUUGUCACUUGUUUUCCCCAGUCUUGUUUUCAGUUGCUCUCUGUUAAGAUUUAAUGUUAAUGAUGUUUUAGUCUUGCUUGUAUGUUAAAAACAUUAUAUUUUUAUGAAAGAA